UAUUAUGUAAUUAGGACCGUAUAAAGACCGAUAAAAAGUAUUGCAUCUACUUAGUACAUAGUUCUUGUUCUUUUCCAAUCCAACUACAUUUGUUAAGUGUGUAAUUUUUAGUUAUCAUUUGAAAUUCUUUUAUUAGCAGCAGAGAUUAAAUAUUUUCUUGUGGACUACACUUUGGCCAUUUACAUUUCACGCUGAGUAUAUUUGUUGUGUUAAUUUCAUGAAAUAAAUAACAAAACUUAAACGACGUACGCACGCUAAUACACGCACAUACGUACAUAAUAGAACUUCGAAAACUAGUGACUACGUCACACAUCCCUAUUUGCGUCUGUGUUUCGGCCGAUUCUGGCAACUCUGCUGAGUAACCACACCAGUCCAGUAACAGACACCAGUAUGGCAGUCAUCUGCCACUAAUGUGUAGGGCAAUUAUUGUUUGUGAAAUUUUUAUAGCUGUGGCCGUGAGUGCACCGUAAAUUAAACGAUGACGCAUUGAGAUUGAAUUAAUCAAUGUAACGUUGAAGAAUGAAUUACUAUUACGUGAAGAUUUUAUUCUCCGAUUUUUCUUAACGCUGCCUUGGUAUAUACGGGUCCAAAGUCAGCACAAUAUCGAUAUUGACAGGUGGUAGUUGUCAAUUACUGCUCGUCCCUUUGGAGGUUAUUGCACUAUGUUUGCAACGCUAAAAAAUAAAAUACGAGAGGAAAUUGGGAGCGAUGUGUCAACAGUUGUUAGAAAUGCCGGCAACGUGCGCGGCAUUAAUUCUAGGCAUAUGUCUCAGGCAGGAUCUACAAGUAGUAUUAGUGGAUCACAAAUUUCAUUAGAUGGUUCUCGUGAAGAAAAUGCAGCAUCACCUUCUCCACCUAUUUCUUUGAAAAGAGAUAAUAGUUUUGACAUUAAAUUAAGUGAUGGUAUGCAACUUUCUGCAAAAGACAUUAAAAGGUUUGAAACAAGAGAAGAAGAAUGGCGAAAAAGGUUAGCAAAGAAAGAAGUAGAGAUGUUGAAAAGAAUGGAAAAAAAAGAAGAGGAGUGGAAAGUAAGAUUACUUGAAAAAGAAAAGGAAUGGAAGAAGUUAGCAGAAAAACAAGAGAAAGAAAAAAGUAAAUUGGAAGAAGAAUUACAAAAUGUAGAACGCAUAAAAAAUUCAUUAGAAUUAUCUUUAAAGGAUGCCGAAGAAUACAAAAAAAAAUUAUACAGUUUUAAAGAAGAUGCAGAACAAUUAGAGGAUUUACAGACACAAGAAUUGGCCAAAGUUAAAUAUUUGUUACUAUUUAAGGAACAAGAAGUGGACGAAAAAACGCAACAUUUAAAGGCAGCCACUGCAGAAAUCGAUAGUUUGAAGUCUGAAGUAUCACGUCUCAGGCGGUAUGAAGAUGAACUUAACAAUGUACAGGAUGAAAUGGAGACAUUACGACAUUCUACACAGCGAGAAAGAACUCAACUUUCCUGUCAAUUAGCACAAACUGAGGAAGAAGUACGUCACUUGAAGGAUAAAGUUUUCGUGUUAGAUCAAAGAGUUGCUUUAGGAACUAAUGAUCAAGUGACAGUGGAUGAGAGAAUAGCCGAUCUUAUGAGGGAACGAGCAUUGUUAGAAAGAAAGUUAGAGGAGGCACAUCUUCAUUUGUCCGAUAUAAAGACUAGUUGGUCAGGGAAAAUAUCCAGCUUGGAAACACAAGUCGGAAGACUUAGCAGACAAGCUGGUGAGGAGGGCCUAGAAAGAAGACGAGUUGAAGAGGAAAGUGAGAAACUCAGACAGAGGAUCAAACAACUAGAAGCUGAUAUAGAGGUGAACAAUGUUGUAAUGGCAACGAAAGACGCCAAGCUUUUGCGCAUGGCAGAGGACAUCGACGAGAUGGCCACGGAACUGAAAGAGCUCCGGGCCAGCGUCGAUGAUGAGGUGGAAGAGUUUAAGCGACAAAUUGAAUCUUCAACGAAAGAGAUUGUCGAACUAAAGCAGGAUUUGGAAGAAGCAAAAGCAAAUCAUUCGGCAGCCACCUCUGAAGUAGCUCAUCUUCGCUUGUCGUUGGAAGGGGAACGAACAAAUAAUACUUCUUUACAUUUAGAAGUAGCACGUUUAAGAGAAGAUUUAGAAUCCGAACGAACAUCAUUAGCCACACUCAGGGUAUGUCUUGAAAAAGAAAGAGGAGAAAAGGACUCUGCAUUGCUGAGAAACGCACAAGUUUCUCAAGAUAUCGAAAUUGUGAGGCAAGAAAACCGUCGACACGAAGUUGAAAAUACGGAACUGCAGAACAGAGUUGAAAAUUUAGAGCACAAUUUGCAAAGUAAAACUAAGGAGAUGGUGGAUGCAACGGCAAAACUAGAAGGUACGAAACAGAGAAUGUCAGAAUUAGAAGAGGGAGAACAACACAGAGAAAAGAUGGAGAGAAAUGAAAAAGUUCUCAAAAAUAGUUUAAUGGACCUAGAAGAGCAGUUAAAUGAAAAAACUAAGACAAUUAAAGUCUUGCAACAACGAUUAGCGGACAUGAAAAAAACUCUUCAACGAGAAUUAAGAGUGCCGUCAUCGUCAUUGGAUAGCGAUGUGGAACCCUCAGCAGCAAUACUUAAACCGAGUUCGUCAAAGACUGUCACUGCUAGGCAUAAUAAUACAAGAGAUGACGACGUUAAUUUUAAAUAUCUUAAACAUGUCCUCAUAAAGUUCCUAACGAGUAGAGAAUAUGAGGCUCUUCAUUUAACGAGAGCUGUCGCUACUCUACUACACUUUUCACCGGAAGAGGAGCGGUUGCUUCAAGAAACCUUAGAAUGGAAAAUGUCGUGGUUUGGGACUCGGCCUAAUUUGGGUUUUGGGCAAACUGCUAAAGCCAUACCACCCAGCUGAUAGCUGAAACAAUUUCCUCUUCCCAUAGGUAUUAUAAAAGUGGUUGCAGAUUCAUGGUUAAAAUCGAAAAGUUGGAUUGCAUCUGUGGCCAGCCCCAAAUGAUGGGAAAUGUUAGAAAGAUUAGCAAAAAACGAACAAAUUUAUAUGCUAGAAAUUUCAUAAAUUUUGUAAAAUAUGUAGCAUUUACGACAUACACAUAUAAUUUAUUCAUAAUGGCUAGGAACAUUCAUUACAGUUAACUUAAAAAAUGCACCAUAUAAUUGGUAGUAUGAAAAGUUGUUUUAACUAAGAUUUGUAAGAUAGAUAUAGGAUUGUUUCUGCCGAUAUUUAUUAUAUACAUUGGCAUUACAAAAUAAAUUAGCAUAAGACAUUAUACACAAUA
Megalopta genalis is the source of this 3210-nucleotide messenger RNA. RefSeq lists its product as uncharacterized. NCBI's taxonomy places the organism in Eukaryota, Metazoa, Arthropoda, Insecta, Hymenoptera, Halictidae. The record is from RefSeq and is a predicted model, not a curated record. Gene Ontology annotation, cellular component: Golgi apparatus.